AUGACAGCAACAAGCGGUGUGGGACCGCAAGGCGCAAGGCUACGCCACAGAGGCACUGCGGCGGCGACGGUGGUGGUGGUGGUGGUGGCAAUGCUGCUCAUUGGCCUCUUGGAUCAUGGCGCGGCCACGUCAACUGACACCAAUGAUGAUUCCCCGACGUCAAUUCCACAAGCGGUCUUCAGCACGGUCGGGCCCGCACACACCCAAUCGACCUCCACCAGCUCGACGAAGCUACCCAAACUCACGCAUGCGGGCAUCAACGGUGAACCCAUCGUCUUUGACAACAAGGAUCUUUUGACCUACGGCGCCAUUAAUUACACCCAUGCCGAGCUCACGCUGGCGCUCGCCUUGGCCAAGAACAAAACCGAUGAAGACUUUCCCGUCCGGGGCAAGGUGAAGAAGAGCGCCAUGCUCAAACCAACCAACCUUACCUCUGCCCUCUACACGCCAGAGGAGGUGGCUGCCAUGCGCGAGCACCUUCAGCUAGGUCGCUGGAGUCUUCCUGAUAUUGGCCGCACGUACCCAGAGCUGUGCAACCGGGAAGUGGAAGCCGAAACCGUGGUUGCCUGUGGUAACAGCGACCACAUGUAUCCUGAAGAGGUUGCCCGCUUCGACUACUACUUGCCAAAAUCCUUUGAAGAGUUUUGUCACCUAGGGUACCCGCAGGUUCACAAUUACAGUUCACCUGAAGAGCGCAUGUCCAUCAUCCGCGAUCUAGCAGAGCGGUUUCCCACCGAAGGGGCCGUUGGGGUCGAGGACAUCCAUCCCUACCCCAUGUGCCAUGCCAUGUGUCCGAUUCCUGAAGACCAUCCAGUUGUGGCUCCCAUUGCCUACUACCAGCGUUAUCACGAACAUUACUUGCGCAUCAACCAGAUGUUCAACGUAACCGAACCUCACGACAAGCUGGCCUUUUCCAUGCCCAAGUUUUGGACCACCAACAAGCCCAUCCACACCGGAUUGCACUACGAUUCGGCAUACAACAGCCUUACCAUCCUCAGUGGCGUUAAGCACGUGGUGCUUUUGCCCCCCACAGAUCGCUCUCACGUCUAUCCGGUGGCCAUGGACAAGCUCUUGGAGGCCCCCAAGCGCGACGCUGUCAAGUUUAACUUACGAUUUCGGAUGGCGGAGGCGCUCACCGAGGUGGACGAUGCGCUGUUGCGCUCGCGUUCAACCUAUCAUUGGACUCGGCGAAUUGCACGGGAGCAGUACACUUUGGCUAAUCGGCUCCUAUCUAUUGAAGAGGAUGCCCAAUAUCUGCGCGAGUUUCAUGCCUUUUACCCGCAGCUCCCGCUAUAUGCCAACUUGCGCUGUGGACGCUGGUACGCCGCGCGAUUUGAUGGCUGCGUGCACUUUAAAAGCACGGAUGGUCAUCGCAACGUCUGGCACUUGGCCCAUCGGCGUUUGAAUUUGCAUCUCAUAGCCACGCUCCGCCAGCACGGGGCAGUCCUGGUGGCUGACGCCACGCGCAAGGGUCGAACUCUGCCGGAUAGCUUUAGCCGCACCCUGCCCAUUUGGGCCGCAGUUAUUUCCAUGCUCGCCGAUCGUCUUCGCCGGCAGCAGGGACUACCAGGCCUGCACCCUGCGGGCGGCAGUCAAAUGUCGUCGCAGGCGCAUGGCCAGGAUGAUGACGCAACAAGUACAGACCAUGCAUACCCACCAGAGGCCUGGUUGCACAUGCCACCCACAACCGUGCCCCCGUCGGAGCAGGCUCAGGUCGCUGCUGUCCUUGAGGAUCGCUUGCAGGCUUUACUCGCGGCGCCGAUCGACCUAAGCGCGCUCCUCGCCUUGGACCGACCGAUCCGUUGCCUAUGGUUUCAUCGAGGACAGCUGCUGAGCGAAGAUUUCCUUCCCAUGUUGCAGCAACCCGAUGCGUAUGUGGUAGCCUGUGUCUGCGUGUCAGAGCCCGUGGACGUGGUGCAGCGGCCCGGCUUUCUCUACAUUCAAGGGGCAGGCGAUGAUGAGGAAAUGUGGUGCGGCCGCCUCGAGCCUGACCUGUUUUGGCGUCACGCACCACACCUGCUGGAGCUGUGCCGAGAAGGCCAGUCUGACGCUGCCAUCUUGGAGGCUGCCCAGCGCUGUCAGGCAGCCGACCCGCUGGCGGUUAGCAAUUCAGCAGAGCCCCCCAGCCUGUCCAUACCCGAGACCCACUUUUGGCUGGGAGACCCCGCCACGCUCACGCUAGCAGAACCCACGAAUGCCGCUGGCGCGGCAAGUUCACACAUUCCUCGCGUUGUCAUCCAUAGCACUGCAGCCGGUUAUUCAAAAGCACCGGGUCAGGAUUGCUGGCACUGGUCCUUCGCCGCCUCUGGUGCACAGCCAGGCUUGACAGCCUUUCUUGCAGAGCACCCGGUGACGCAUGUCAACGCGGCACUACCUCCCGCCAAACGACACCGCUACGAGCUUCGCGACAUGGCCCCAGCUCUGUUGGAGCUGCUGCGGGAAGCGCAGUCAGCGUCGGCCUUCAUCUGUUUUGCAGACGAUAGUCGUGAGCGGUGCGUGCUUCUUAGCUGCAUCCACCGAACGGUGUUGGGCCUUUGGGGCUUGCCGGCCUGA
Messenger RNA from Monosiga brevicollis MX1, 2553 nucleotides. RefSeq lists its product as uncharacterized. Gene Ontology annotation, molecular function: tRNA adenosine(64)-2'-O-ribosylphosphate transferase activity. Gene Ontology annotation, cellular component: cytoplasm. Gene Ontology annotation, biological process: charged-tRNA amino acid modification. NCBI's taxonomy places the organism in Eukaryota, Choanoflagellata, Craspedida, Salpingoecidae. The record is from RefSeq and is a predicted model, not a curated record. The transcript is spliced from 6 exons. Bases 1 to 2553 code for a protein of 850 amino acids.